AUGUCCUGGACACAAAAAACCAUAUCCCUCCCCUCCAAAUCCCGCGGCUCCUAUCUCAUCACCGACCACAUCGUAUCCUCGAUCCCGGAAAUCAAAAACUAUAAAGUUGGACUUCUGAAUUUAUUCAUUCAGCAUACGAGUUGUGCGCUGAGUUUGAAUGAGAAUUGGGAUGAGGAUGUUAGGGCUGAUAUGAGUGAUGCGUUGGAUAGGAUUGCGCCUGAGGAUAGGAAGGGAGAGUUGUAUAGACAUAGUGCGGAGGGGUUGGAUGAUAUGCCGGCACAUAUCAAAUCGGCGUUGGUAGGAGCCAGUGUUACGAUUCCGAUCACGAAUGGAAAGUUGAAUACGGGUACUUGGCAGGGUAUAUGGUAUUUGGAGUUUAGAGCUAGCAAACAUAGUAGGAAAGUCGUUGCUACCAUUCAGGGGGAGAAAAUGUAA
This is a messenger RNA of Sclerotinia sclerotiorum 1980 UF-70, 435 nucleotides long. RefSeq lists its product as hypothetical. The transcript is spliced from 2 exons. Lineage: Eukaryota; Fungi; Ascomycota; Leotiomycetes; Helotiales; Sclerotiniaceae. The coding region runs from base 1 to 435 and encodes 144 amino acids. The record is from RefSeq and is a predicted model, not a curated record.